Antechinus flavipes (yellow-footed antechinus) is the source of this 10158-nucleotide messenger RNA. It is a transcript of the gene WNK1, whose product is annotated as WNK lysine deficient protein kinase 1. Gene Ontology annotation, molecular function: ATP binding; chloride channel inhibitor activity; protein serine/threonine kinase activity. Bases 93 to 7433 code for a protein of 2446 amino acids. Gene Ontology annotation, biological process: intracellular signal transduction; monoatomic ion homeostasis; negative regulation of sodium ion transport. Gene Ontology annotation, cellular component: cytoplasm; cytosol. The record is from RefSeq and is a predicted model, not a curated record. Lineage: Eukaryota; Metazoa; Chordata; Mammalia; Dasyuromorphia; Dasyuridae. The transcript has 30 exons.
UCUCCCUCCUCCUCCCUCUGGGUUUGCUCCCCUGUCCCCGCCCCUUCCCAUUCAAUUCUCGGGCCUGCCUGUCUCUGGCCGACGGACUGACCAUGUCUGGUGGCUCCGUCGAGAAGCAGAGCGGACCUGCGGGGCCCCGCUUCCUCUCGCCCCCGGCCGUGCCCCCGAAAAAUAGCUCGAGCUCGGAUACUUCAGUCGGGGAGAAGCUGGGGGCGGCUGGGGCUGAGCCCGGCGCCGGCAGGACCGAGGAGUACCGGCGGCGCCGCCACACCAUGGACAAGGACAGCCGAGGGUCGGCCGCGACCACCACCACCACGGAGCACCGCUUCUUCCGGCGGAGCGUGAUCUGCGACUCUAACGCCACGGCCUUGGAGCUGCCCGGCCUUCCCCUGCCCUUGCCCCAGCCCGGGCCCGUCGCAGCUGCCACCGCCGCCCCCCCGCCGACUCUCGCCCCAGAGCCCCACCGGGAGGAGCCCUUGACUGCCCCGGCCGUAUCCCCGGCAGCCCCCCAGCCUCCAGCUCCCCCGGCUCCCGCGGACCAUCCCAAUGGCGGCCCUGCCUCCGCCGCCGGCCGCGACCCCGCCGUCAAGCACGCCCCGACCCCCGCCGCCUCCAACCAUGUGGGUAGCAAAGAGGAGCCCGCGGCAGCGACAAGCGGCAGCGGCGGCGCCGGCGCCCGGGAACAGGAGGAGCGCAGCCAGCAGCAGGACGACAACGAGGAGCUGGAGACCAAGGCUGUGGGCAUGUCCAACGACGGCCGCUUUCUCAAGUUCGACAUCGAGAUUGGCCGCGGCUCCUUCAAGACCGUCUACAAAGGCCUGGAUACGGAAACCACCGUGGAAGUAGCGUGGUGCGAACUGCAGGAUAGGAAGUUGACAAAGUCAGAACGGCAAAGAUUUAAAGAAGAAGCUGAAAUGUUGAAGGGCCUUCAACAUCCAAAUAUUGUUCGUUUCUAUGAUUCUUGGGAGUCUACAGUAAAAGGAAAGAAAUGUAUUGUUCUGGUGACUGAACUUAUGACAUCUGGAACCCUUAAAACGUACCUUAAAAGGUUUAAAGUGAUGAAGAUCAAAGUUUUAAGAAGCUGGUGCCGUCAGAUUUUGAAAGGGCUUCAGUUUCUUCAUACUCGAACACCACCUAUUAUUCAUCGGGAUCUUAAGUGUGACAAUAUCUUUAUCACUGGCCCAACAGGAUCAGUCAAGAUUGGAGACCUGGGUCUGGCAACUCUGAAGCGGGCUUCUUUUGCCAAGAGUGUAAUAGGUACCCCAGAGUUCAUGGCCCCUGAGAUGUACGAGGAAAAAUAUGAUGAGUCCGUUGAUGUGUAUGCUUUUGGAAUGUGCAUGCUUGAGAUGGCCACAUCCGAAUACCCUUAUUCUGAGUGCCAAAAUGCUGCGCAGAUCUACCGUCGAGUGACCAGUGGAGUGAAGCCAGCCAGCUUUGACAAAGUAGCAAUUCCUGAAGUAAAGGAAAUUAUUGAAGGAUGCAUACGCCAAAACAAAGAUGAAAGAUAUGCUAUCAAAGACCUUUUGAACCACGCCUUCUUCCAGGAGGAAACAGGAGUACGAGUAGAACUAGCUGAAGAAGAUGAUGGUGAAAAGAUAGCCAUUAAGCUAUGGUUACGAAUUGAAGAUAUUAAGAAAUUGAAGGGGAAAUACAAAGACAAUGAAGCAAUUGAAUUUUCCUUUGAUUUGGAGAGAGAUGUCCCAGAAGAUGUAGCUCAAGAAAUGGUAGAGUCAGGGUAUGUUUGUGAAGGAGAUCACAAGACCAUGGCCAAAGCCAUCAAAGACAGAGUAUCCCUGAUAAAGAGAAAACGAGAGCAGCGACAGUUGGUAAGGGAAGAACAGGAGAAAAGAAAGCAAGAAGAGAUCAGUUUAAAGGAGCAAGUUGAACAGCCAACAACUGUUUCUCAGGCUGGGACCAAAUUGAUUCCUUCUACUCCUGGCACAGUUACUGUCUCUACCACAUCAGCCUCAGUUUCCACCCAAGUGGAACCAGAAGAACCAGAGGCAGAUCAACACCAACAACUUCAGUAUCAACAACCUAGUCUCUCCGUGUUGUCUGAUGGAACAGUUGACAGUGGUCAGGGGUCUUCAGUCUUCACAGAAUCUCGAGUGAGCAGCCAGCAGACUGUCUCAUAUGGGUCUCAACAUGAUCAGGCACUUUCAACAGGCACGAUCCCAAGCUAUACAGCUUCUGUUGUUCAAGCACAAUCCCAGCCUCAUGGUGUAUAUCCUUCCUCCACCGUGACACCGGCACAGAGCCAGAGUCAUCUGGCUUCAAGUAACUUAACUGGGAUUCCAACUUCCCAGACAGCACAGCAUGCUCAGCAGGGUGUACAACAAGCAGCCCCUCCUCAGCAGACAGGCCAGUAUCUUCUUCCCCAGUCAGCAACAUCUGGUGUGCCUACAACUGCACAGCCCGUGACGCAGCCCCAGCUUCCACAGGUUCUGCCAGUGCCUCAAGUAUCAGUGGGGAAGCAGCUUCCUGUUUCUCAGCCAGUAUCGACCAUCCAAGGCGAAUCUCAGAUACCAGUUGCAGCACCUUCCCUUCCACAGCCCUCAGUUACCCCAUCUCUCUCGGGUGCUCACUUCCUUCCUGUGGGCCAGCCACUUCCACCAUCCUUAAUUCCUCAGUUCUCAGUCUCUCAGAUUCCCAUGUCAACUCCUCAUGUCUCUGUGGCUCAGACAGGUUUCUCAUCCCUGCCAAGUUCUAUAGCAUCUGGCAUUAACCAGCCUCUGCUCACCUUGGCCUCAUCUGCUGCAGCAGCUGCUAUCCCUGUGGGAUCAACUAUGGUCCCUAGUCAGCUUCCCACCCUUCUGCAGCCUGUGACUCAGCUGCCAAGUCAGGCUCACCCACAACUCCUUCAGCCAGCAGUUCAGUCCAUAGGAAUACCAGCUAACCUUGGACAAGCUGCUGAGGCUUCACUUCCCACUGGAGAUUCUCUAUACCAGGGAUUCCCACCUCGACUGCCACCUCAAUACCCAGGAGACUCAAAUAUUAUUCCCUCAUCCACCGUGGCUUCUGUUUGCGUCCCUUCUACAGUUCUGUCCCCUCCCUUGCCCACAGAAGCAUUGGCUCCACCAGGGUACCUUCCUACAGUUGUGCAGCCAUAUGUGGAGCCAAGUGUUUUAGUUCCUGUGGGUAGUCUAGGAGGACAGGUCCAAGUACCCCAUUCAGCAGUCACCUUAGCACAGCAGGCCCCCUCUGCACCCUCCCAGCCAGCAGCUCUGGAGACACAAGCAGUUUCCCAGUCCAGUCCUCCAGAACCUGUGCCAUCAGCACAGUCACAGACCACUACAUUGGUCUCCUCUAUAGAUAGUGCACAUUCAGAUGUUGCUUCAGGUAUGAGUGAUGGGAAUGAGAAUGUUCCUUCAUCCAGUGGGAGACAUGAAGGGAGAACUACAAAACGCCAUUACCGAAAGUCUGUACGGAGUCGUUCUCGUCAUGAGAAGACUGCUCGCCCCAAAUUGAGAAUUCUUAAUGUGUCAAACAAAGGAGACAGAGUGGUGGAAUGCCAGUUAGAGACUCACAACCGGAAAAUGGUUACAUUCAAAUUUGACUUGGAUGGUGACAAUCCUGAGGAGAUAGCAUCAAUUAUGGUGAACAAUGAUUUUAUUCUAGCAACAGAGAGAGACUCCUUUGUGGAUCAGGUGCGAGAAAUCAUUGAAAAAGCUGAUGAAAUGCUCAGUGAGGAUGUUAGUGUGGAACCAGAAGGUGAUCAAGGAUCAGAAAGCUUACAAACAAAGGAUGAUUAUGGCUUUUCAGGAUCCCAGAAAUUGGAGGGAGAGUUCAAGCAACCAAAUCCUGCAUCUUCUAUGCCUCAGAGGGCAGGUGUUCCCUCCAGUUCAUUAACUCAAGUUGUACAUUCGGCUGGACGGAGGUUCAUAGUGAGUCCUGUACCAGAGAGUCGGUUACGAGAGUCAGUAUUUUUCACUGCUACAUCCAGUGAAAUAUCAGAUACAACUGCUGUUCCUCCAUCCCAUGGCCCUGUAAUGAAUCUGUCUCAUUCUGCUUCAUCCGUUAGUUUGCAACAGGCAUUCUCUGAACUUAGACAUGCUCAAAUGUCAGAAGGACCCAGUACAGCUCCCCCAAACUUCAGCCAUGCAGGACCAACCUUUCCAACUGUACCUGCCACCAUGUCUAACAUGGCUGUAGUCUUCCCUCCCACGGCAACAGCUGUGCCUUCAGUAUCUGUCCCUGCUACAAGUAGCCCUUUUAAUAGUGUUUCUGUACCAGUCAUUCAAUCUGUGGUCACUAUGCCUACUGAAAAGGUAAUUGCCGGAGUUGCCUCCAGUGCAGGUGUAUUAACUUCAACUUCUUUUCCUGUACCACAGGUGUCUGGACCACCAUUAAUUACCAGUGUGGUUUCCAGCAUUACUAUUCCUGCAGCCGUGUCAUUGUCUACUACAAGUGAAUCAGUUCAGGCUCCACCAAUUGGGGGAGUUAUGUCUAGUGCUGGCGCUUUUCCUCCUGCAGUGGGAUCAGUAGCUCCAGUUCCUGGAAUAGGCAGUACUGUUCCCCCAGGUGCUAUUACCCCAGCUAUGACUUCUCAGCCCGCCCCAAUUGCAACAAAUAUAGUUGGGGCAGCCACCCUGACUUCCACAUCUGCCACCACUCCGUUCCCAAGCAUGGCUUCACAGCCACCUCUUCAACUCAGUAGCAGCAGCUCUGCUCCCAGUGUAGCAGAAACAGUGGUAGUCAGUGCACUCCAUCCCAAACAUGAUGGCACACAUUUACCAGACAAGCCGCCCCUUAGCAGUGCAGUGGGGCUCUCCCUGCCCCUCUCGGUAGCUCCAUCUUCCUCUGGAGCUGGGAUCUCUGAUUCAGCUAGCCAGCCCAGUGUGCUGCAUCCUUUACAGGUCCCAUCCGCUGUGGCUUCUCCUCCUGUACUUUCACAGGCAGCAGGGACCAUCUCCACCCCGGUGUUACCUCAGGUACCUUUACCUGGUGUCCCACCCCUAGCACAGCCUGUUACCAAUGUGCCUGCUGUACAGCAGACACUAAUCCAUAGUCAACCUCAACCAGCUUCACUUCCCAACCAGCCCCACACUCAUUGCCCUGAAAUAGAUACUGAUACACAACCCAAAGCCCCUGGCAUUGAUGAUAUAAAGACUCUAGAAGAAAAACUGCGGUCUCUCUUCAGUGAACACAGUUCUGUUGGAGCCCAGCAUGCCCCUGUUUCCCUAGAGACAUCUUUGGUAGUGGAGACCACAGUCAUGCCAGGCGUCCCAACCACCGCUGUGGCACCAAGCAAGCUCAUGACUUCCACAACGAGCACUUGCUUACCACCAAGCAGUUUGCCUCUAGGAACAACUACUGGUUUGUCGGCUGUUACACCAGUGGUCACACCCGGGCAGGCUGUCACACCAGUCAGCUAUGUUCCAGCCCCGACCAGCGUGGCAGUAGGGGUGAAACCUGGAACCCCUCCCUCAAAGCCACCUAUCGCCAGGGUACCGGUGCUACCAGUAGGUACUGAACUUCAAUCUGGUACCCCACCCAGUGAGCAGCUGCCACCUUUUCCAGGACCUUCUCUAACACAGUCUCAGCAACCUCUAGAAGAUCUUGAUGCUCAGUUAAGAAGAGCCCUUAGUCCAGAGACUGUCCCAGUCACAUCUUCAGUUGCUCCCACAUCAGUUGUGACUCCAACAUCAGUUGCUGGAGCAGUGCCAGUGGUAGUGCCAGCUCAGAAAGCAGCUCCAAGCAUAGAAGAUAAUACCAUGAUGACCAACUCAGAGGCCAGCGUUCUUAAAAUGGGCCGGUUUCAGGUAUCAGUUGCAGUAGAUGAUUCCUUGAAGGAAAAUAGAAGCAAGUCAGAAGAAGUCAAGUCUGUACACUUUGAGUCAAGUACUUCAGAGUCCUCAGUGUUGUCAAGUAGUAGCCCAGAGAAUACUCUGGUGAAGCAGGAGCCUGGUGGAAUCACCACAGCUCUAUGUGGCCCCUCUUUGGAUAUGGUUGAUGGUGUUCCUUCUCAAAAAACCUCUGCUACCCAGACAAAGCCUGAAGCUGAGCAGCCUGCCACAGUGGUUGGCCGAUUCUCUGUGUCAAAAACUGAAGACAAGGUCACCCCUGUGGUGGAGGGAGAGCCACCUGUAGUACGCCCUUUAUUGGAUUCUGAACAGGCCGUUCCUUCUGCUGUAGCACCAAAGAAAGAAAUGCCUGAAUCGUCAGAGCCAAGCCAUCUUAAUGGGCCAUCUUGUGACCUAGAAGCUGCCUUCCUCAGUAGGAAUAUGGAUGAUGGUUCAGGUAGCCCACAUUCUACUCACCAUUUGGGCUCAAAAGGCAGCCUUCCCAUUCAGAGCCUUAGCCAGAGCCUUAGCAAUUCAUUCAACUCCUCUUACAUGAGUAGUGACAAUGAGUCAGACAUUGAAGAUGAGGACUUGAAGUCAGAACUACGUCGGCUACGAGAAAAGCACCUUAAAGAGAUCCAGGACCUACAGAGUCGCCAGAAACAUGAAAUCGAGUCUUUAUAUACCAAAUUGGGCAAAGUUCCUCCUGCAGUCAUCAUUCCCCCAGCUGCUCCACUCUCAGGGAGAAGAAGACGACCCACUAAAAGCAAAGGCAGCAAAUCUAGCCGUAGUAGUUCUUUAGGAAAUAAGAGCCCCCAACUUUCAGGCAACCUGUCUGCUCAGAGUGCAGCUUCAGUCUUGCACCCCCAGCAGACGCUCCACCCUCCUGGCAGCAUCCCAGAGACUGGGCAGAAUCAGCUGUUACAGCCCCUUAAACCAUCUCCCUCCAGUGAGAACCUCUAUUCAGCUUUUACCAGUGAUGGUGCCAUUUCAGUACCAAGCCUUUCUGCUCCAGGCCAAGGCUGUGCGAAGUUUAACUGUGCAUCUGAGCGGGUGACGUUCAAACCUGGUGGCAGGAGGACCCGAUUUCUGAGUACGCCCUGCUUGGCUCUUUGGAAGAUGGUGAAAAAAGUCUGUCCUUGCAACCAGCUCUGUAGGACCAGCAGUACGAAUACAGUGGGAGGAGCAGUCAAUAGCCAAGCCCCACAAGCCCAGCCGCCCAGCAGAAAGGGCACAUUUACAGAUGAUCUACACAAGUUGGUAGACAAUUGGGCCCGAGAUGCCAUGAAUCUCUCAGGAAGGAGAGGAAGCAAGGGGCACAUGAACUAUGAGGGUCCUGGAAUGGCAAGGAAAUUUUCAGCACCUGGACAGCUCUGCAUCUCCAUGACCUCUAAUCUGGGUGGUUCUGCCCCCAUUUCUGCAGCAUCAGCUACCUCUUUAGGUCACUUCACCAAGGCUAUGUGCCCCCCACAGCAGUACAGCUUUCCAUCUGCCCCUUUCAGCACUCAGUGGAGUGGGACAAGUGGCCCAGCACCGCCACCCCUCAGCCAGUUCCAGCCUGUAGGGACUUCGUCCUUGCAGAGUUUCAACAUCAGCAAUUUGCAGAAAUCCAUCAGCAAUCCUCCAGGUUCAAACCUGAGGACAACUUAGCCAGACCUGUAGAUAGGACUGGGUAGACUGUGGGGGAGGGGAAUAGCCUAUAUACUAACUACUAUGCUGCAUAUAACUGGUUGUUUCUUGCCAGAAGAAUGUUUCUAACCACCAUACUUAACCCUCAGGAUGGAGAAUCUCCUUUCUUCCCCAUUUCUUGGAGGGACAGGGAAAAAGCAAGUUUUCUUAUGAAGGGUCAGCUGCUUAAUAAGCUUCCCUGCUUCUCUGUAUCCAACAGCCAAGGCAAUGAAAAAGAAAAGUCCCCAGAACAGCUACGGGAGAUCUCAUUAUCAAAGCAAGCCCACCUGUGCUCUGAGGGUCAAAGUCCUAGCAUGAGGCUUAAUAGCACACUCGAUGCCCUACAUCCCUGCCCUACAGUUUCCUGCCUUCCUCUCCCUCCACCCCAAGAGUCCAGACCACAGGAUAAAAAUUUGUUGGGAUCUUUCUUUCCCACCUUGCCCUUUCAAACUCGCCUUCCUUGGAGCCCAGGCACUGGGGAGCUCAAGCAGAAUGGAGUUGCAGCUCUUGCUUUAAAAUAGGUCAUACUGCUUUUAAGUAAACAAUUAUUAAUAGCUUUGACUGCAGCAUUAGCCAUUAAAAUUUUUUUUUUAAGUUCCCUGAGGACAUGUAACUUUGCCAUCAGUUUUGAUGUGGAAACACUGUGAUAUAUAAAUGUUGUUGGACAACAGUAGUUGAGUGGAAUAUAGAGGGUUAAAAAAAAGUUCAAAAAAAGCUAGCUAUAUCCGUAUACUUAUUGGAGACACUUUAACUUUUUCCUUUGUAUUUCCAUUGUAUUAGAUAAAUAAAUGUGAAUGUAAAAUUGUAAAAUUACUGUACUUGAAUACUUGUCUGUUCUCCCAGUAUUGCUUGCUGGACAUUUUAGUGCCUUGGACUUCAAUUGCUUCUGCAGUUAGCAUCAUCUUCCCAGCAGACCCCAGCUAAAGGACAGGUUGAAAGAACCCUUUAGGUCCAUGUGACUCAGGAUUCAGUAUACAGGGCAAGCCAGUUCAAAGGAUACUAUUAAAUUAUCCAGGAAACUUUGCCCAAAGCAGGUCUUGAAAGAGGGUGGGAGGGGUUAUGUUGAGAAAGUUGGUCGGAGGCAGGAGUUAUGGGGGGAAAAGUGAUUUUAACUAUAUUGAGCAGUUAGAUUGAGGUCUUAGGGAGCGGUAUGUAUGAAGGAAUAGAAAGAAAAAGAUCGAAGAAGCAGCUUGUUUAUAAGUAGCGACAUCUGCUAGGCAAGCUCAUUACCACCAAGAGCCUUACAGAGAAAGAUUAGAGAAGGCAUCAGGUGGAGAAAGUAUUGUCUAGAAAAGGAACUUGAGGGUUGGCAUGAUUUUUAAGCUGAGUAGUCCUGAAGGGGCAGAGUAACAUGAGGAAGGUUGCUAGAGAGAUAUCUGCUGGGAUUUUCCUUUCCUGUGCAUCAGGGGCCUCUCAACCUGGAACAAUAACCAUUGCUGCCAUUGAAGGCCCUGAAACCACUGGUAUCUAAGCCACUUCUACUUAUGAAAAGUCAAGACUGAUGAUUUUCCCAUUCCUUCUUUCUCUGAGAUGCCCAAGUGCUAUCAAAAACAACUUAUUGUGCCACCUUUUAUACAUUUCUACAUCUACUUGCAAUUUCCUCUCAUGUUUUCAUUCAGAAAUAAGAAUUCUCUGAAUAAUACUGCAACCAACCAGUAUUACUCAGUGCUGCAUCUAGAUAUGCUGGGGUUGAGUCAUAUGUCCUAAUCUUGGGCAACUCCAGAACAUUCAAGGCUCCAAGCUAAAAAAACAAAAAUAAAACAAAAGACUUGCCUAAUUAUUUGAUAUUUCUGCUGUAUAAAGAAAUAUGGAAAGUAUUUGGACUUCUAUUUCUGUGGGUGCUUCUCUGUUCCCAUAAUAAAGGGGAAAGAUUUUCCAACCCCUGAUCACAUUUUUACAGCAGAGUACACCUUGUAAAACAAAAAACUUGAUCACAUACAUGGUGGCUAGGGUGGCUAUCCUGCAUGUUCUAUGAAUGGUCUAUUUUCUGAGUUAAAUAGUAGGCUAUAAAGCUGCAAACAGCUGAGUGAUUUAGGGAAAUGGGGAGGGAUGAUGAACCUUGAGAAUCAUAAAAACAUUUUGCUUUUUUUCAAUUUUGAGAAAAAGGCCUUGCCUAAAAUGGAGAGAAUUGGUGGGGAGGUUGUAGAGUGAGGAUGAAAUAGAUAAGAUCCCAAUAACUGAGAAAUGAGCCAUCUAAUAGGACAGAAAUAGGAGAGAGGUAACAACAUUCUGCCAGAAGAACUGGGCAGCCAAAUGCAGCACAUAGUUAAAUAUUUUGGUUUAAAAGUUUGAGGGGCUUUUCACUUACAAAAAACAUUUGCCAGGUUAAACAUUUACCAAGAACUGGUUUUUAUUUACUAUUGAUUUCCCACCUGUGGAUGAAAUAACUGAAACCUAGAGGAAUAAACUAAUGCUACUGAACUGUUUAAAUUAUUUUGUGUUAAUAGUACACUUUGAGUAUCUUUUUCCACAUUUAAAAAAACUGUUUCUUAAUUACAAAUGUUUUCUUUACAUUAUUUAACAAUGUACACUGUAAAAAAAAUAAAAUGAAUUCAAACCUUGGGGGUUUCUGAGCAGCCGUUAAUUGUACAUUUUGCACUAACUGGCCGUCGCGCUUCUUGUAAGAUUGCGCUUUGCGCUGCAGUUUGUUACCUUUGUAGACUUAUUUAAUGAAACCAUUCAAAUAAACCAAACUUGCUUUUGUUGA